This is a messenger RNA of Nicotiana tabacum (common tobacco), 1566 nucleotides long. Its product is annotated as transcription factor TCP7-like. The record is from RefSeq and is a predicted model, not a curated record. Gene Ontology annotation, molecular function: sequence-specific DNA binding; DNA-binding transcription factor activity. Lineage: Eukaryota; Viridiplantae; Streptophyta; Magnoliopsida; Solanales; Solanaceae. Gene Ontology annotation, cellular component: nucleus.
AAGAGUGAGAGUAUUAUAUGUGGUCCCACGCAACCCAUGUGCCCUCCUUCUGUCUCCACCAGCUCCUGCCGCUCAAUCAUUAGACCCCCCACCCCCAACCCAGACUCCCCUUGCCCUGUUCCCCCUCUUUCCCUCACCCUUUCCUCAAUUCUGAGUUUUUGUAAGGCUAUCCCAACUACAGUCUUUAUGUCGACGUCGGUAGAAGCUAACGGCGCUACACUUAGUUCACAUACGCAGCAGCAGCAACACUCUUCUGAUGCUGGCAAUAAUGGUGCUUUGGUAGUGAAGAAGCCGCCGGCAAAGGACCGUCAUAGCAAAGUCGAUGGACGAGGAAGGCGUAUAAGGAUGCCAAUUGUUUGUGCGGCUAGGGUUUUCCAGCUCACUCGCGAACUAGGUCAUAAGUCUGACGGUCAAACCAUUGAAUGGCUGCUGCGUCAAGCUGAACCCUCGAUUAUCGCCGCCACUGGUACCGGUACUAUCCCUGCUAGCUUUUCAACUCUCUCCGUUUCGCUGCGGAACUCUUCGGUUUCUUCUUCUGUUUCUGCUCCGCUUGAUUACAAGUUGUCAUCACAGCCGUCGAUUUCGCCGGCGCCGUUUUUGCUCGGGAAGCGUCUGCGGCCCGAGGAUGACGACGGGAGUGGGGACAAGGAUGACGCUAGUAACGGAGCUACGGUUGUGGGACCUACCGCUGGGUUUUGGGCUGUUCCAGCUAGGCCGGAUUUUGGCCAGGUUUGGAGCUUUGCGCCGCCUCCUCCGCCGGAGAUGGUGGCGCCGACACAUUCAUCGGCAGCGAGAUUUCUUCAGCAACAAAUGGGAGAGGAGUCGGCUGCUAGAUUAGGGAAUUACUUUCCUAUAGCUCAAGGGCACCUGAAUUUGUUAGCUUCUCUAUCGGGUUCCGCACCGCCCUCUUCUGGGAGAAGAGACGAUGACGGAAACUGAAGAUAUGAAGUAUUUUCUGUUGAUGAUAUGUAUAAAUGUGUAUUGUUGUUUCCGUAGACGUGACAUUGUUGUUAAAGUCUUUAGGGGUUAGGGUAGUGUAGCGAGUGAGAAAUGGAGCUAGUUUCUGUGCAAUUUGUUGAAUUAUUGCUAGUAUUAGAGUGUUUGCUUCGUUGCAUUUGUUAGGGUUUCAAUUCUUAAGAAAAGACACAAGAAUCAAGGGAGUUGCUUGUGUUGAAUUUGGUGGGGAUACCAGUAUAGGCACAUAACUCUAAAUAAGUGCUUGACCAUUUCGGUAAUGGAGAGUGGAGAAGAUAACUGUUUGGUGUGUGGACUACCAAAACCUGUAGUUCCACAUGAAUGUUUUGUAAUGAAACCGUGGAGGUUUCUGAUGAAUUGAAUUCUGUAAUUUGUUGAAACUGUCAGCGUGAGGUAAUCUUUCAGAUUCAAAAGAGUGCUAUGGGACUUUGUUCAGAUACAUUCUGUUUCUUGAUUAGAUGAUCUUUUUGUGUGUGUGAAGGUUCACUUGCCCCUGAUCAAGUGAUACAUGAAAAGGUGUAAAAUGAAGCACUGUAAUUAAUAUUUUCAGGAGUCUUGAUUGAACAUGUUUAAUGCUUUUGAUGUCGAUUA